Acaulospora morrowiae is the source of this 165-nucleotide messenger RNA. NCBI's taxonomy places the organism in Eukaryota, Fungi, Glomeromycota, Glomeromycetes, Diversisporales, Acaulosporaceae. The record is from the annotation of a GenBank genome assembly.
AUGAGCUGCAAGAGACCAGAUAAGCAACAAACACAAUAUCAAGAUAUGGAAGAAGUAAUCAUGGAAGAGAAAAAAACCUUUUUGACAACAUACAAGAAAAUGGUCAUCUAUCACCUAGUAAGAAGAGACAACAACAUGAAAGGCAACAAAUCCAAACAAGUAUGA